Messenger RNA from Sinocyclocheilus anshuiensis, 3755 nucleotides. RefSeq names its product 1-phosphatidylinositol 4,5-bisphosphate phosphodiesterase gamma-2-like. The annotation marks the transcript as partial. Gene Ontology annotation, biological process: phosphatidylinositol-mediated signaling; positive regulation of epithelial cell migration; phosphatidylinositol metabolic process. Gene Ontology annotation, molecular function: protein binding; phosphatidylinositol-4,5-bisphosphate phospholipase C activity. The transcript has 27 exons. NCBI's taxonomy places the organism in Eukaryota, Metazoa, Chordata, Actinopteri, Cypriniformes, Cyprinidae. Gene Ontology annotation, cellular component: ruffle membrane. The record is from RefSeq and is a predicted model, not a curated record.
GAGUACAAGAAGAGUCUCAUUAAGCGGGAUUUGGAGAUGGGGAUAGUGAUGACUGUGUUCAGACAGAGGAUGGAGAGGCUUACAGUGCAGGUCAUCAUGGAGACGCGACAGGUGGCCUGGUCGCGCACCGCUAACAAGACAGAAGGAGUGUUGGACCUUUUUGAGAUCCGGGAAGUACGAGCAGGAAAAAACUCCAAGGACUUUGAUCGAUUCAAGGACAGCAAGGAUAAAUAUAUAGAACCCAACUCAUGCUUUACUAUAUUCUAUGGCUCUCAGUUUGUUCUCAACACUCUCAGUCUGGCGGCUGAUUCAGUGGAGGAUGCAGAAAAAUGGCUGGCAGGACUGGAGUUACUCAGACAGGAGACACUGGUGGCUUACACACCAAAUAUUAUAGAAAGUUGGCUGAGGAAGCAGAUGUACUCGGUUGAUCAAACAAAGAAAAACAGCAUCACCCUGAAAGAGCUCAAGUCUCUGUUGCCUCAGAUGAACUUUAAAUUACCAGGUGGACGUUUUUUGAAGGACAGAAUUGUGGUGGUGGGAGCAAAGAAAGAAGUUCUGGAUUUUGAGCAAUUUCACAAAUUCUACAAUCUUUUGAUGUUUGACAACCAAAAGAUGAUUCUAGAUGAGUUUAAAAAGGAGUCGUGUGCUUUCAUCAUGGGUAACAGCGAUCAGCCUAUUCAACUCUGCGAUUUUCAAAAAUUCCUUUUAUUUCAUCAGAGAGAGUCUUGGGCCAACAAUACAAAUCAAGUCCGAGAGCUGAUGACCAUUUUCAUCGAUGACACCAUGAGGAAGACCAACGAUCCAGCCUUUACUGUUGAAGAGUUCCUUAGUUUUCUCUUCUCCAAAGAGAACUCGAUCUGGGAUGAAAAGUUCUCAGAGAUUUGCCCACUGGACAUGAACAAUCCUCUGUCUCACUACUGGAUCAACUCUUCUCACAACACAUAUUUGACUGGAGAUCAGCUGCGCAGCGAGUCCUCAACAGAAGCUUACGUGCGCUGCCUGAGGCUGGGCUGCCGCUGUGUCGAGUUGGACUGCUGGAAUGGCCCCGAUGAACCUAUUAUAUACCACGGCUGGACUAGAACCUCCAAGAUAAAGUUUAAGGAUGUGGUGAAGGCCAUCAAUGAUCAUGCUUUUGCAACAUCUGAGUUAGUCAUCAACAACACACACAUUCACACAUUUAUUUGUGAGGUUUUGCGCAGCGGACGAGUUCAACAUUGUCGAAUCCGUUCCUGCUUAGAAGGAGGCCACACUGUCUAUUUCCUCACAGACAACCUGCACUUCCCCAGUGUGUACACGCUUGUCCAGUAUUACAGAGAAAGCCCUCUCCGCUGUCAGGAUUUCAACCUGCGCCUCACUGAUUUUGUGCCUCGACCAGACCAGCACCUGCAAGAAGGGUGGUUUUACAGUAACUUGAGUCGGGGUGAGGCAGAGGACUAUCUCAUGAGGAUCCCUCGAGAUGGAGCCUUCCUCAUCAGACAGAGAGAAAAUUCAGACUCUUAUGCCAUCACCUUCAGAGGUGAAGGGAUGGUGAAGCACUGCCGGAUAAACAAAGAUGGAUCUAUGUACGUGCUCGGCACCUCCAGCGAAUUUGAGAGCCUGCUGGAAUUGGUGGACUAUUUCCGAAAGAAACCACUGUAUCGGAAGAUCAAACUGCGCUACCCGGUCACACCAGAUCUGGUGGAACGCUUCAGUUCAAUAACCAUAUCUGCUUCACUUUAUGAUUCUAAACAGUACGUGGAGGCCAAUGAGAUAGAGCCGUCUCUGCCCCAUAGAACAGUGAUGGCCCUCUAUGACUACAGGGCCAUGCGGCCGGAUGAACUCACCUUUUACAAGGGCACUUUGAUCCAUAAUGUGACCAAGGAGGCAAACGGAUGGUGGAAAGGAGACUAUGGUGGAAAACUGCAGCAAUAUUUCCCUUCAAAUUAUGUAGAAGAAGUUGCCAAUGCAUCUGAGGCAGGUUACCAGGGCGAUGAGGAAAAUCCAUUGGGUGACUUAUGUAAAGGAAUAGUGGACAUCUCGAAGUGUACUGUUGUUCGUUCAGCCAAACACAGCAGGCCUGUGGUGGUGACACUGCAGGAUAAGGAGAAUAAAGACAUGCCGUUUGAUUUGGCCACUGAGACCACCGAGGAGCUGUACGAGUGGUAUCAGGUGGCUUGGGACAUCACACAGAGAGAAGAAAACCGAGAGUUUGAGAAACAAAAGCAAAGGGAGGUUGAGAGCAGGGACGAGGUGGCCAGCGAGAUGUCUGAACACGUCGUUUAUUGCCAGCCUCGCAGCAAAGACAAGGACCGCUUUGAUAAUUAUACCUACAAAGAGGUUCGCUCCUUCGUAGAAAAUAAGAUUCCCUCCAGAAACAAGUCGACUCAAUUUAUGUUGUAUAACCGCAAGGCGCUCAGCCGCGUCUACCCUAAGGGCCAGCGGGUGGAUUCCUCCAACUAUGAUCCGUAUCCUCUGUGGAUGUGCGGCUGCCACAUGGUGGCACUCAACUUCCAAACCGCUGAUAAGUACAUGCAGCUGAACAGCGCCCUCUUCAGUCUGAAUGGAGGCACAGGAUAUGUACUGCAGCCUGAGCUGAUGCGCAGCGAUUCGUAUGACCCUCAUCAGGAGAAGAAGAAUAUCAGAUUUACUAUCACCAUUAGGGUGAUAGGAGCAAGACAUCUUCCCAAACCAGGACGAAGCAUUGCCAGUCCCUUUGUGGAGAUCGAACUGUGUGGCCAAACAGAGGAAAACAAAUUCAAGACUAUCGUUUGCCAUGAUAACGGACUGAACCCUAUAUGGCUCGGGCCGAACAAUCAGCCUUCGGAGACAUUUACUUUCAGCGUGUAUGAACCAGACCUCACCUUUCUGCGCUUUGUGGUCUUUGAGGAGGACAUGUUCUCUGACCCCAAUUUCCUGGCCCAGGCUACGUUCCCUGUGAAAGGUGUUCGCUCAGGGUACAGAUCCGUCCCUUUAAAGAACGGCUUUAGUGAAAACCUAGAGCUGGCAUCUCUACUGGUGUAUGUUGAUAUACAGCAGGUGGAGAAAGCGCAGGAGGAACUUUACUCCUCCUCGAAACAGUUGCAAAAGAAACAGGCGGAGUUAAGCAACGAGUUCUGCCUCUACGACACUCACUCCAACCAGUUCAUGUACUCAGAAAAAAAGAUGAAUAAACAGCAAAAAAUCAACAACAGCAAGUUCUACUCAUGAGGAAAGUCUAGUUCCCUUCCGGCCUGGUUCUAAUGUUCUUAAGGGUCUCUUCCUCUCGGUUCCGCUGCUCUAUUACUACUGGUUCCCUAACAGGCCCCAACAGGAAGUUGCAGCCAUCUCACUCUUGUGCUCACACAGGAAUUCAUUGCAAAGAGAAUCUGAGCAAUACUCAUAGGUGAAUACUCUGUGGAAAGUGUAGCUACAACCCAGAAGUUGUAAAACUCUUUAAAUUGAAGGCAUGAAAACUGCAUGAAGGAUUUUAUUUUUUUUUUGUAACUGUGAAACUUCAUCUAUCGUCUUCAUCUGAUUGUAACAUUUCAUUUGCAGCUGUAUUAAACUUUUCCUUAUUGUCUUAAAAAUUUAAAUAGCAAACAAGACGUUAUUUAUUUGGUUUCUAUCUUGUUUUUAAUAUGCUGAGGAAGUUUUAUCAGGUUUGGUUGGAUAUGCAAGCGAUAAUGCACAGUCUGACAGUCAUUAUCUCAAAUAAAUUAGUUUAUUUUUUUUUGUAUAAUUGCCAUUUGUUUGUACAUUAUCCUGAUAAUUACACAGCUACUCACCAAAUAAAUAAA